AGUAUGGAAGAAUAAGAUCAAGCUAAGAUGCUAAAAGUUGAAGCUGCAGUCACAACAGAGAAGAGUCCGUUUGUUACAGGAAGAAAGAUUACAACAGAUGAUGUGAUCGAGGAACUCUUCAACCGGAGGACCUGGAAAUACACACUUCUCCUGUUAUGUAUGAUAAUUACCUGGACAGCUUGUCCUACAAUGGUCUACCUGACUUUGUUCGCAGGUAUCAACCCAACAUCUGACAACAAGUGGACCUGUAUAUCUAAGGAAUGCAUGGAUCUGGUUGCAAAUAAUUCCUCCCUUCUGUCCCAGUUCCCCUGUAAACUGACAAAAGAAGUCGAUGGAAAAACUGAACUUUUGCUAAUGUCUUCUGACAUCGAAUGGGAAAUGAGUCACUCAUCUUUUGCAGUUGACUUUGAUCUGAACUGUGAUGUUGGGUCAACUAGGGAACUGAAAACUCUGCUGUCGUCCAUUUUCUUUGCAGGAGCAUUGACAGGUCUGAUUGUAGGAGGAUAUCUGUUCGAUCAUAUUGGAAGGAAGAGAUCAGCACUUGUAGGAUAUUUCAUAGCCGUAGUAAUAACGCUGUUGGGCACUUUCUGCCACAAUUACUACUUCCUCCUGGCCAUCAGGUUCUUCCAGGGUAUAGGCUGCUUCCUAAUUGCCACUAGUAUGUACAUUCUUACUUCGGAGCUGCUGCCAGCAAAGUACCGGAAUUAUGCAAAUGGUUGGGCUCAAUGCCUCUGGGCUCUGGGAUAUCCUAUUGCUUCUGGAGUUGGUUACUUUGUGAAAGACUGGAACUAUAUGUUCCUUGCAGCUGCCAUUCUACUGUUCGUUUUUAACAUCCAAGUCUUUUUCUGCAUAGAGUCUCCGAGAUAUUACCUAAUGAAGGGGGAUGCCAAGUCUGCCAAAAAGUCCAUAGAGGCUUUAGCAGCUUUGGCAGGAACCAAGUUUGGCUUGGAAAAUACGGAGUUGGUGGAUCUAGGCAAGGCUCAGGAACGAGAGCAGAGCUUCUGGCAACAAGUGGUUGAACUGUGUUCCUACCCAGGUCUCUUGCUGGAGACAUCGAUCUUAAUGUUCCUUUGGUUCUUCCUCGGAAUGUCCUACUACGGCUUUAACUUCGGCUGGGGUUCCAUAGUUCCAAAUAGAUACCUGGGAUACUUGGGGGCUUCAGUUGGCGAGUUGAUAGCUUAUAUAUCUGCAGUGCCGCUGAUAGCUCGUAUUGGUCGAAGAAGAGCUAUGAUGUUGAUGUUUGUUGGGGCUGCUUUAUUUUACUUGAUAGCCAUUCCGGAGGUGAAGCUAGGUAAAAACACCGACUGGACUUUGGAGAGUGUUUCUUGCCUGAUUGGAGUGAUCUUUAUAUCUGGAUGUUUUUCUGGAGUCUAUCUUUGGACUGCAGAGUUGGCUCCUACUUCCCACAGAGGUUUUGUGUUCUGCGUGUCCUCCAGUUCGGCCCGAAUUGGCUCCUUCAUGGGGCCUUACAUCUUCAAUAACUUAAAACACAUCACCCACAAAGCUGUUCCCCUGGGAGGCUUGGCAGUUCUGGCCCUCCUUUGUGCACUUGGGUCGUUCAUUCUAGUGGAAACUGGAGACAAGGAGACAGCACUUACCGGGGAGGACGUUGUUGCUAGAAGGAAGAGUUACAGAUACCGCAUAUGAUGUGAAACUAUUGAACGAAUCAGUGUACGCAUUGAUAUUAACUGCAAACUUUGAAAUACUGUCUGUACUUAAUUGCAGCCUAUACGUUUCAUAAUAAUGUGAGCAGUGAGCUAUGAAUUCUGUUCAGACAAUUGACGUAAACAAUAAUUAGAAUGGAAAAUAAUUGGAAUCAAUUAUCAAACAUUAAAAUUUUAAUCAGUGUUUAUCAUAAUUUUCAAUACAUACACUUUAUACUUUUAUAAUG
Bolinopsis microptera is the source of this 1891-nucleotide messenger RNA. Its product is annotated as solute carrier family 22 member 15-like. Gene Ontology annotation, biological process: transmembrane transport. The record is from RefSeq and is a predicted model, not a curated record. The transcript has 2 exons. The coding region runs from base 28 to 1647 and encodes 539 amino acids. Lineage: Eukaryota; Metazoa; Ctenophora; Tentaculata; Lobata; Bolinopsidae. Gene Ontology annotation, cellular component: membrane. Gene Ontology annotation, molecular function: transmembrane transporter activity.